CUUGGAGUUCAUACAUACCUUACUUUGAAGGCAUCCAAAGCACAAAAAUCCAAAAGCAAAGAAGCAUUUGCCCACUUUCCAUCAACAAACCCAGAGGCAGAGCAAAGGGAAAAAACUUAAGUUAAAAAAGAAACCUUUCCCUUUUUCAUUGCCAUUUGUUUUACAGAAAUGAAUGGCUAUGAAGCUCCAAUAACACCCAUUAAACCCCCUCAAAUCUCUGAAAUGUUUCAAAAAUUUGCUUUGGCUUUCAAGACCAAAACUUUCGAGUUCUUCGCCGAUGAAGACAAUCACAACAACGGCAGCCACCUUUCAGACUCCGAUGGAUUCUCCCUCCUCGACUCCGCUGAAGACUUCAUCACCGACCAAAAAGUCGUCGUCAUCAAGCCUGACCCACCGCCCAAUUCUUCUUCCUCUAUGAAUAACGGUUCCCACCGUGGAACCAUCGAUACCCAGAUCGCUGAAUGCUUGGUUUCUUCUGUUUUUGCUGCUGUUUCUUCCUUUGAAGCUUCCUAUAUUCAGUUACAAACCUCGCAGGUGCCCUUCGUGGAGGAAAGCGUGAAAGCAGCUGAUAGAGCUUUGGUUUCUCAUCUCCAAAGAUUGUCCGAUUUGAAGCGUUUUUACAGGGAAUUGCGGAAGAAUCCGAGUUUCCAAGUCGGGUCGUCUCUCGGGUCUUGCUUGGAAGCUCAAGUGCAAGAGAAUCAAAGCAAGUUGAGGAGUUUGGAAACGGUUUCGAACCGAUUGCAAGAAGAGAUUGAUGAAAAAGACAAUGAAGUCUCGGUUUUGAGGAAGAAAUCAACUGAGAUUCAAUGGGGUAACACCAAAUUGUCCAAUAAAUUAUCUGGUAACCUCAAUUCAGCUUGUGAUGUUCUUUUAACUGUUAGGGUAUUUCAUUCCGUUUUGCAUGAUGCUUGCAGAGCAACUCAUAAGUUCAGUAAGAUUUUGAUUGGUUUGAUGAGAAAAGCUGGGUGGGAUCUUGAUUUGGUUGCCAAUUCGAUUUAUCCUGAUAUUGAUUAUGCUAAGAAAGGGCACACUAGAUUUGCUUUUCUAUCAUAUGUUUGUUUGGGGAUGUUUCGAGGUUUCGAUUCUGAAGGUUUCAGUUUGAUAAAAAACGAAGUUCUAUGUAAUGGGAAUAAGGGUACUUGUUCAUUGAAGCAAUUGCUCGAACACAUAUUGAGCAACCCCAUGGAGUUACUAAGUAGGAACCAAAGCUGUGAAUUCUCGAGGUUUUGUGAGAAGAAGUAUCAAGACCUUAUUCAUCCCACCAUGGAGUCAUCGAUUUUCAGUAAUUUGGAUAGAAAUGAAGCCGUGCUGAAUUCGUGGCGGUCAUUGAGCGAAUUCUAUGAGUCAUUUGUUUGCAUGGCUAGUUCCAUAUGGACACUUCAUAAGCUGGCCUUUUCAUUUGAACCCGUGGUGGAGAUAUUUCAAGUUGAAAGAGGACUCAAUUUUUCGAUGGUAUACAUGGAGGAUGUCAGCAAGAGAGAUAACUUGCCCGGGGAAACUAAGGUGAAAGUGGGGUUCACAGUGGUUCCAGGGUUCAAAAUCGGAAGGACUGUGAUUCAGUCACAGGUCUAUCUAGGUGGGUCAAAAUGUAAAGACUAGUUGCUCAAAUAUUGCAUCAUGUAGAGAACUAAGUUAUAAUCAAUCUUCGGAGCAAAGGUUAUUUCGGUUUGAAUCUUCGGGUGCAACCCUUGAAGGUCCCGGAUUGUAGAUAAACUGUUUUGUCAUUAACCCCAGAACCUGAAAGAUCAAAGUUCCCGUUUUAGUAGCUGUCUUGAUCCUCAAGAAAGUCCCUAUUGUGUAAACACUUACCAUAUACUAACUCUGCUGCUGGACUUUUUACUGAGCUCGAGGGAGUGACUGCGGUAAGGCAGCUUCUUUAGCCAUCUUCUGAUAUUUAAGCACAUAUCGAGGUUGUGAAUUUCCUUCUUUUUUACGAUUUGUGUGAGUCCAUGUAGAAAUGACUUUAAUUUGACACAAGAAAAAAUACUACACCAAAUGUGUAUCUACAUAAUUGUUGCUUAUAGUGCUAGGAACUUUGUAUUAUUCCACUCCAAGUUGUGUCUUUGAUUAAAGCAAAUAUGUUUAAAGCAAACUUGCAUUUGCUACUUAAAUGUGGUCGAGUUCUUUAAUGGCUUUAUGUCGGCAUGGAUGACCGAACCUUCUUAGAUCAUAGUGAUCCAUGCAUUUUAUUUGCUUUUCUUUCAAUGCAUUUUUGCAUAUUACCUUUUCUUUGA
Gossypium raimondii (Peruvian cotton) is the source of this 2234-nucleotide messenger RNA. RefSeq names its product protein GRAVITROPIC IN THE LIGHT 1. Bases 169 to 1599 code for a protein of 476 amino acids. The record is from RefSeq and is a predicted model, not a curated record. Lineage: Eukaryota; Viridiplantae; Streptophyta; Magnoliopsida; Malvales; Malvaceae. The transcript has a single exon. Gene Ontology annotation, biological process: negative gravitropism; response to red or far red light.